Ooceraea biroi (clonal raider ant) is the source of this 12766-nucleotide messenger RNA. It is a transcript of the gene Pka-C1, whose product is annotated as Protein kinase, cAMP-dependent, catalytic subunit 1. Gene Ontology annotation, molecular function: cAMP-dependent protein kinase activity; ATP binding. NCBI's taxonomy places the organism in Eukaryota, Metazoa, Arthropoda, Insecta, Hymenoptera, Formicidae. Gene Ontology annotation, cellular component: nucleus; cAMP-dependent protein kinase complex; cytosol. The record is from RefSeq and is a predicted model, not a curated record. Gene Ontology annotation, biological process: protein phosphorylation.
UAAAGAAGCCUGAUGAUGUCAGACGAAUUGUCAGUUUUAACACCACAUCAAACAAACACGUUCCGCUAAUUUGUAUUUAAAUAUCCGCGUGAGAUCACCACGUUUCGUUUAUUUUCCCACGAUUUUCAAACGCGCCGUAAAGAUUUCAAUUACCUCGAUCAAGUUUAUAAUUAAUGUCGAAAAAUCGUAUUAAUCGAUAUUAAUCGGUAACCAAAACGCCACGUCGCAACACGAUCAAAGACGUACAAUUUAAAUAUUAAAUUCCUCCGUGCGAUUACCGCGAAGGCGCGAAAUAAAGUUUUCGAAGUAAAAUAAUAAGCUGUCAGAAAAGACUGUCGUGGCAUCAAGCAUGAAACGAGAUUCCGCUCUCAUACGCGCGUGUCGUCCACAACGUCACGCGGAACGCCACGGAAAUGGCGGCACUUGGAGUUGGUCGGCGCGUUAGUUCCGAGCGCUGGCGCGGGGGCAGCACCUGCCGGCGCGGCGCGCCAUCCGCGCGACGCUACAUCUCUCGGUGACACGGGGAACCGACAGCUGACCCGCCGGCGUACAGUAGCUCUCUCGCCUCCUGGAGUGGUGCCUCGUCACUCUUUCGCACUCGUGCGAAAAACCCCCGAGCGUACGAGCGGAGGAGGAGUCGCGUCGCCAUCUUUAGGCACGGUUGUACCCAUCUCGGUCUGCCGCUGUCUCCGCCGACGUCAUCGUCGUCGUCGUCGUCGUCGCUCGCUCGUCGUCGACGACGCGCGCGAGAGAGCCGACGGCAAUCGUACACCUCGCGCGCAACGGUGCAGCGGUGUUAGCCCCGUUCGCCGUCCGCGAACUGCUGGUUGAUUGGUGCGACGCGGCCGCCGAUCGAACGCGAAGCGGAAUCUCGCCGCGCGCGAGAACGAAGGUAACCCACGCAGUAUAUCGAUAUACCUCAGUGCGUGCCGCGCUCUCGAGUUUGCGUUUCGUGCCGGGGAAAGUGAGGAAGCGAGGUGCGCGCCGUGAUUAGCUUCCUCGUUUCACGAGAACGUCUCUCUCCACGCUGUCCUCUUUGAUAUCUCUCCCCCUGCGUUGUCCGCUGGCUGGCCUGGCCAGGUUCGUGAACGUCAUCAGGGGCAGGAGAACGAACGAACGAACGAUCUAUCUGUCUGUCGGGACGUUGUCGUGAUCGCAUUAUUGCCCGAAGAGUGGUGCUCGGUGCGCUGGUCGCAUCUAGACGAUCGGCAACAGCUUUACGGGAUCGGAGCGCAUUCCUUUCCGUGCGAUCGUGUCUCGCAUGCAAGUGAGCUCUGCCGGAAGUGCGGGGAACAUUAACGCGACGUAUCGCCGUGUGUGACUUUGCGCGACUUUCGAGUGCGGAACACAACGAGAGAGCGAGACACCUAAUCGUGGCGCUCGCAGCGGAGCUGGCCGAAUAGACGGAACACCGAGAGACGGGAGGGACAGACGGCCGGACGAAACGAACGUGCGAGGGAAAGAGGGAGAAACGGCACCGUCGCCGUCGCCGUUGCCCUCGCCGCCGUCGAACGACAACGACGACGGACUGGUACAAUUGACAGGGAAGAUGGCGCGUGCCGCGGACGAGGAUCGCUGCUGACCCAUUUUUUUUCCGACGCGCCGAAUCACCGGGAGUCGGGAGCCUCUCGCCGAAGGACGACGGUGGAGGAGGUGGAGGAGGAGGAGGAGGAGGAAUCUCUCCCUCGCCCGACCCCUCUGGCACUCUCUCUCGCUCACGCUGUCCGCGGGCGAGCGCCGUUCGCGGAGCGUGGUGACGAUCGCCGGGAAGAAGUAUACUCGGCGUCGGCAGGGAAGGAAGUUGUCGAAGAGAGAGAGAGAGAGAGCGCGCGGACUCCGGAGUUGCGCCGGGAGGGUGCCCUCUCGCGCCGCGCUCGCGCUCGUGCGCGCCUCUCCCGCCUGCGUGUGUGUGCGUGUGGCCCGUUUUCGUAACGUGUGAUUACAUCCGCGCGAAAGUGUGCGUGCCCCGUCUCUGUCUCACCCCUUUUCGUGUACAAUUUGUACCUCUCUCCCUUCUUUGAUACCUGGUGUAAAGCAUAAGAGAAUUCUUGUUGGGUAUCCUACGAGGAAUCCUGCGAACGAGGAUAGUACAACGUGGAUAACGCAUCGUCGUCGUCGUCGUCGGCACGGAGCACCUUGUAUAGCCCGAUUCAGGGCGCGACGAAGGGGAUCGUUCGGCCAUCGGCAGCGCGGUAGAAGGUGGCAAAAAUUCUGAAGAAACCGGAGCUCGGCAGAGCCCUGGCUGGCUCGGCGGCGGCUGCGGACGCGGACGUACGCCGACGAAGACGCAGCAGUCCUCUGGAUUACUUCGAGCCCCGUGGAGCUGCCCUGGCAGGCUCGGGCACCAGCGCGGCAGCUAAGAUGGGCAACAAUGCCGCAACCGCCAACAAGAAGGUUGACGCCGCCGAGAGCGUCAAGGAAUUCCUCGACAAGGCGAAGAAGGAGUUCGAGGAUAAAUGGAAGAAGAACCCGACCAACACCGCCGGGCUGGACGACUUCGAGCGCAUCAAGACUCUGGGCACUGGGUCGUUCGGUCGCGUGAUGAUCGUUCAACACAAGCCCACCAAGGAGUACUACGCCAUGAAGAUACUCGACAAGCAGAAGGUUGUCAAGCUGAAGCAGGUGGAGCACACGCUCAACGAGAAGAGGAUACUACAGGCCAUUAGCUUCCCGUUCCUCGUGUCGUUGCGCUUCCACUUCAAGGAUAACUCUUACCUGUACAUGGUGCUGGAAUACGUGCCCGGCGGCGAGAUGUUCAGCCACUUGCGCAAGGUUGGCCGCUUCUCUGAGCCGCAUUCGCGUUUCUACGCGGCCCAGAUCGUGCUCGCGUUCGAGUACUUGCACUACCUCGAUCUGAUCUAUCGGGAUCUGAAGCCGGAGAAUCUGCUGAUAGACUCGCAGGGUUACCUGAAGGUCACCGACUUCGGCUUUGCAAAGAGGGUGCAGGGUCGCACGUGGACCCUGUGCGGCACGCCCGAGUAUCUAGCGCCCGAGAUCAUUCUCAGCAAGGGCUACAAUAAGGCAGUGGACUGGUGGGCGCUAGGCGUAUUGGUCUACGAGAUGGCCGCUGGUUAUCCACCUUUCUUCGCUGACCAGCCGAUCCAGAUUUACGAGAAGAUCGUUAGCGGCAAGCCGCGCUUUCCCUCGCACUUCGGCUCUGACCUGAAGGACCUGCUGCGUAACCUGCUGCAGGUCGAUCUCACCAAGAGGUACGGCAACCUCAAAGCGGGCGUGAACGACAUCAAGGGCCACAAAUGGUUCGCCAGCACCGACUGGAUAGCCGUCUUCCAGAAGCGGAUAGAGGCGCCGUUCAUACCGCGCUGCAAGGGACCAGGCGACACCAGCAACUUUGAUGAUUACGAAGAGGAGACUCUGAGGAUCUCUCUGACGGAGAAGUGCGCCAAGGAGUUCGCUGAGUUUUGAACGCGACGCCAACGACAGGCUGCUUGCACCAGGAGGUGGAAAUACGCGCGUGUUGCACGUUGUGUGAUCGCGCCCCAUCAUCAUUGUCGUCGUCGGGUUCGAUGCACGACAUCUCUUCGUUGUCGCCGUAGUCGUCACGUUGGUUCGCUUCUUUCGAGAGAGUAAGAGAGCGGGAGAGAAAGGCGAAAGAAAGCAGCGGAAGAGAAUGAGAGGGAGAGAAAGAGAGAACGAAAGAGAGAGAGCGUAUGGUGUGUGACGAUGCUCGCGCUCGCGUGAUGCAUCUGCGUGUAACGAAAGCUUUUGCGAAACGGACCGAGAAUUUUUCGAGGGCGAAGCUCUUCGCGAGCGAAACUGGAAAGCAGGGUGUGUUAUCCUAGAAUCCGAGAGAGUCGCAGAGAGAAAAAGAGAGAGCGCACACGAUAUGAGGAAUGGAUAUGCGAAUCGACACGUGGCAAUUCGCGCGCGCUCCGUCGUGUCUCGCGAUCGAACUCACGUCGCGUACGAUAGAAUCGCAAUCAGAAACACGAAACAGGGAUGAUAGGGACGUUUUGCACAUCGAUGUUGAGCGUUCAGAAAUUAUUCGCGCGUAAUUUUUGGCCGUGACGUACGAUAGCCGUACGUCACACGCGCCAACAUCACUUUUUACAUGGAGAAAUCUCUUUUUUUUUUUAGCCGGUUAAUCAAUUCGUUAUCGUAAUAAAAACGGCUGUAUACAUAUAUACAUAUAUAUACACACACAUGUAUGUGUAUGCCCCUCCACCCUCAUGUGUCCCCGCUACCCCCCCCUGAUCAUCCGAGAAUGCUUUAUCCGAUUUACGGAGGAGAGGCCGCGUGUAAAGUUCGUUCUUGAUGAUUAACUGUUAUCAGCGUCGGAAAUGUCACCGCACCGAAGUUACCUUGUACAUAUAGUCUCUUGCUGUCUUUACGAACGACGUCCCCUCCCUUCUCCGCUCCCAGUCCCUCGCACGCGUCGUCAUUCCCGGUGUCUCCUCCAACCCUUCAGUAGUCCCCUCGCUCGUCCACUCCCGUUUCCCUCCCGUAUUAUACACAUACACACACGCGCGCGCGCGAGCACUCGAAUCGAGAGGGUGAUACCAUUACCGCACUGAGACAAGUCAUAUCGUGCAUUCAUUCGUUGUCUACUAUUUGUCUCUAUCCUCCUUAUGCGUUUAGAGAGAGGGAGAGAGAGAGAGAAAGAGAGAGUACGAUCCGUAUUUAUAUAGCUAGUCGUUACAAAAGACACAGAUACACAUACAGAAAUAUACACGAUAAUCUCUCUGAAGUACUAUUUAUAUUUUAAACACGCACGUUUUCCAUCGAUCGCCGAUGACGGGCCAAUUGGAGGAAACGAUCUCCUUGCAGUUGUGGAAAAAAAAUACGCGUGUCACGUGAGAAACAUCUCUGCGUAUGUACGCAAAUCGGAUGGAACACGUUCGUCAUCGACGUUGCAUCCGCACGCGAUCAACUCCGAGAUUACUUCGCAGAACGGUUUUAAUCCUCGCAUAGCAUCUGCCCCGAUGUGUUAUCCGCGUUAUCCCAGACGUUGUCCGAUUCUCCGACGUAAGGUUAAUGCGAGAAACUCUAACGUAAGAAAUAAACGCAGCGUACAGAGAAAGAGAUAUAUAUAUAUACAUAUAUAUAAUCGCCAUCUCGAAUCGUUGUAUACGAAGAUAGGAGCGCCCAAUAAUGGCACCGUUUUACGGUUACCGUGACAUAAGGAUAUCUUUAUUACAACACCAAUAUUAGAAGAAUCGCGCGCUAUCGAGCUAUGAACGGUUUAGAUCGCUGACGAUUUUCUGGUAAACAACAUGCAAGUUCUGCACGCACGCGCGCGCGUAAUAGUAUCAUCGAUAUCGUCGUGUUUCAAAUGUCUUCGUAAUAUUAUCUUUGAACUUAGAGACCCGUUAAGCAUUCGCGUAAAGCGAGAGGAAAACAAGCCUGACUAACUGACCAGCGAUCACAACAAUAAGAGCGUCGUAACGAUAGAGAAACGCACAGCACACGAUUAGUAGGACACGAUAAAAAAUAUUAAACCUCAGGCAAAUUAAUAAGCAUCGCAGGCGAUGCUAACGAGGCGUGUCGACCGGCGUGAAGAUUACUCGAUCGGAAGCUAAUGGCGACAGUGUCCGUGAUUACACGAUCGCAGAUUGCGUUAGCCACGCGCGAGCGAUCAUCUCGCCCGGGGAAGAUCGAGCCGAUCGGCUUUCGGAGGACGACGCAGAACACUUUCGCGCGUUGACGUCAACGUCGCGUCGGUGUAGACAAAGUUUCGUUAAUGAGUAAAACGGUCGUUCAGGAUUGGAUUGGGCACACGCCAGCGCGACGUGGCUGGCCGGGGAUCGAUUCAGCAGCGAUGGGCUAACACGCGCGCGGACAAUGCGGAGGAAAUGCGGCACGUAAAUGCGACGACGUUACGAAACUUUUAUAUCCUUUUAGCAUUCGCGAUGAGUUUAAUAUGGACUUUACGAUAUCCCGCGUCGUCCACGCCGAUGCGAGUUCUCCAAGUUCCAUGUAUAGCACCGAAAGAACCGCUUAUAGCGUUCUAAAAUCAAUGAUUCAAUUACGUAAGUGGAGCUUUGACAACCUGCGUUGCGUUCAGGACGAUCGCGAUUCGUAUCGCGAUUCUGAUGAAUCUUUGCCAGGCAAUCGUUAAGACGCAUCACGAUCGCGAGCGAUUGGCAUGAGAUCCGUCAUGAACCCCUAAAAUUUUCAAUUAACAACAACACGAAAUACGAAAAAAUAGCAAAAGAUAAUCUGUUGCACGUGCAAAUGUAAUUCGGCUAUAGCGGGUAGAUCGAUCGAUGAGGGGGAUUCGUAUCUACUUCCUGCUUAUACCAUCCACGCGCAUGCACUUUCCUCCCUACAAACUUUACACGUGAAUAUACACGCCGUUUGCACACGUCGCGACGUUAUGCGAGAAUUGAAAUGAAAGAGAGAGAGAGAAAGGGAGAGAGGAAGCGACGUGGUGCGGUGCGACUUGGUGCAAAAUAAGUGAAGUACUUGGCGCGGCUUCGUGACGAGAUUUUGGGAUAACGAGAUCUUGGCCGACACGGUAUGCAAUUGUGCUCGCGCGUGUACGCGCGCGUGUGUCUAGAAAUAAUUGAAGCGCUGGGAAUAAUAGAACUCCGUGCUACUCUUGACGAAAUUGCGUUUAUACUUCUCGCAUUUCCUGAUAUCAGAUUUUUUAAUUACGCCAGGUGGACACCGACUACGAGCAAUCCGAUGCAAAGUACAUCGAUUAGAAAUUGAUUAAUUAUGAAUCUCGCGGAAUACGGAGACGUCUUCAGGUUUCUGGCGAUCGAGUUUCACUCGUGGCAGACGUCGCCAAAUUAGUUCACGUUUAUUUUCUACUUUGGAAAAACAAGUGUUUUCUGUAUACGAGUACAGUUCUUGAGAAAGAAUUCUCAAUUGCGCUCGUUCGAUUCACCAAAUCGAGCAUUCUCUAUUUUAUCAGCACUAUCUCACUUUUUCGGCGAGCCGUAAUUAUCCUCCGAUGGCCACCGAGAGUGCUUAUAUUUUCGAGAUAUGAAUCGCACCGUCAAUACCGAUCUCGAGCACCUUCAAAUAGUUCGCUAUCGCACUUCUCGAUCCGUGACACAAGCAUUGUCGGACUUAAUUUUGUCCGCGUAAAACAGCAUAACAAAUUUACUCUUGCAUAUCUACUCUUAUGCAACUACUACUCUAUUACUAUUAUUACUGCUACACUACUACUACUGCGACCGCUACUUCGUCUCGAAAUAUCGCGAGAAUUUGCAUUUUCCUUUUUUUUACAACACGAGAAACCGGCUAGUAAACUUUUAUCCAAUAUCGUGCUGCUGCUAAUUUAAUUCGCUUUUCAUUCCCGUUGCUUCCUUUGAUUAUAUUAUAUCAUGAGAAUCUUUCGUCAAGUGUCCUCGAUCUGUUUCCGACAAUUGAUUAUAUUGAUCUGCUCAAUAUUGAUAAUUCCAAAUUAGAGUUGCAUCCACAUGAGCAAAUACGGACUAACAUUUACCGCGCGUUAUUUUCUGUCUUCAGACUUUGAUAAAAUGUGUAAACGGAAGAUAACGAUGAGAUAUCCUUUAAUAGCGUCACGCGAACUGUAUAGCGAGUAUCUUUGUUGAGACUUAGACGUCAUACAAGAGCGGACUUGAGUUCGUCGUCGCGACUCGCUUACGCUGUUUUGGGCAAACGGAAAACUUGGAUCCAUGAACGAGCAUCGUGUGCAAAAGAGAAUAUUACCAUAAAUGAUCAUGGGUGCAUGUGGUUGCCAUUAUCGGUUAUCAUUCGCAGGACUUCACAGAAGGCGAUACCGGUAUCGCCUGAAGGUUCAGGGAAGAAAAACACGAAGGCUAUCGAUUAGAAUAUUAUUUGAGUAAAGUCGCAUCGCGCGAUAGCGUGCAUCCGCAUGGAAAUUUGCGUCGUCGUCUUGCAAAUGCAUCGAUCGUGAGAGAUAAUCGAGCACCGUCUCUCUUACGUUCGUUGCGUUUUAACGCGAACGAUAAAUUUUCUCGCAGGAGUUUUAUUAUCAUUAACGCUGCUUCUCAUAGUGCAAAUAAGUUUUUACAAUGUUUAUAUCGUCAGAUCUAUUAGUAUUUCAUCAUGUAGUCGCGAAAGUUUCGGUUAACAAAGUAUUUCUAAUCGCAAUGUCGAUUGAAAUGGCUUCCACGCACGAGCAAUCAUGAUCACGCAGGAUCGAUGCUAAUAUUUUAUUAUUGAUGUUUGCGAUGAAGGGGAGUACGGCAGAAUAAAUUAUUGCCAUUACACGUGUGUGCUUGAUAAGGAUUUUCGUUGUUCUUUCUCUUGGCAAGGUAUCUCGACCAUUUGUUUCCAGUUGAUAAUGCGAUAUCGAUUGGCGGCUCGCGAUAUUAAGGGCUGUGUCAAUAACAGCGUAGGCGCAUCAGGAGCGUACAUUACAACGUGAUAAAAAGGGUGUUCGUUUCCCCACGCAAAAAUAAUCUUAUCACGCGAUGAAACUUGGCCUUCCGUCAAUUGUGCAGCGUGCGGAACGCACAGUUAUCACUCGAGGAAGAGAAUAAUUUUUAUCGAUCGGCAAUCGCAAUUCUUUAUUGACUUUAUUGACGUAUUGGAAAUACAUGAGCAAUCUUAAUAAAUUGACAUGUAUCUCUCAAUGUAUAAUUCUCGCAAUCCAACAUUAUUUAUUUCGUCAUUGUGCAAGAAGUAAAAUUACAUCCCUACACGUGACGUUCGACUGUGUGCGUCGUGCGCAAAAAAUCGUCGAGGAAGGCUGAACCAUUUCGCGGUAAUCACAAGAUAGAUUACGGUGUGACAAAACACAACUGCAUAACAAUUUCUUGCAGUCUCUUAUGCUCGUACGAUGCGCAUGAAACUUCUCGCGCCGUAACGAGGACGCAUACAAUCCGUGAACAACCUGUCACGAUGAAUUCAAUCGUUUACGAAGAAGACGUUUCACGCAUCCAGUUUAAUUGGCCGACACUAGGCUCCGAUUUUCCAAUUGCCUGCAACAGUAGGAGGUUUGUUGCACCUGCAAGAAAAGCUUUAACCGAUGCGUGCGAGCGCAAGCGUUCUCUGUAAAUAUUAGCGAUAGAUAAUGGAAUAGUUCGUACAUCAUCGUGUUCACCGCAGUGUUUUGGCUCUUUUAAAGCGAUUUUGUUCUCCUCGGAGUAUCUUUGCGUUUUCAUUUGAGGAUCGAAGUUGCACUGACAUUGUUCCUGAGUUUUUGUCGGUGCAAUUUGGUGCUUGAUCGUCUUGCAAACGCUUAGAUGAUGUGUGUGCACGCAGGAAAGUAGGCACAUACACACAAACAUACACACACACACACACACACACAGAAGGACAAUACACAGUACCUGCGGAUUUUUCUCUUCGCGGUUUCAAUUGUAUAUGAACUUUUGUUUCUUUCAAUUCAGUGUUUUUUGUAGAAACGUACAAAUGUCGUCCUAUUUAUAUACGUAGUUUAUUGUUCGGUCCAGCGAUCGAGUCGUUACGCAAUCGCUGUACGCACGCACGCACUCACUCACUCAUGUACACGACGAACGCGCAAUGCGCGUGUCUAUGCAGAUGCUUGUCGAUUAUCGAAACGUUGAAGUUCGAAAUUGCAUCCGGUAUGCGCGCCGAUCGCCUUUAUUAUACUUCGUCUCUCUCCUUUUGUCGCUUUAUUGUUUGUUCUGUAUCUUUUGCGGUUGUUGCCGCUUUGUAAGUACAUCGAAUGUUUCUUAACAUUUUUACCGCUAAGCGUAAUUUAGUUGACGUCCCGUUCACGCCAACUGAAUUGUUAAAAUUCACUGUAAUAUGUACAUAUAAUUCCAUAAGUUUAAUAUAUGAAAAUAUUAAGUUGUUUACAAAUCCACUUGUUAUAUUUUUUUUAUUAUUAAGCAAUUCUCUUGAAAAAGUAAAUAACUGCAUGUUAUAAUAUUAACACAUUUAUUGCAUGCUGGUCAUCGAUGAUUAUCGCGGCGGUGGAUAUGUUAAACGGAAAUUGUGUGGCGCAUUGUGUGGAUGUAGAAUCAAAACGUAUUUAUCAAAGUCUUGAUAAAAGUCUGUUACGUCAGAGUUAACACAACAGUUAUGUCGUGGUGGUUUUGCAAGAACUGUAAGAACAUUGCAAGUAAGAUUUUCCUGUGCAGCAUUUUUGUUUUGCAAAUUUAAAAAAUUGUUUGUUGCUUGAAUUCAAAAAUACUUUCCUUGUAACUCGAGUUCUGACGUCCUCGAUAUUGAAUUAAAAAAAAAGGAGAAGAGGGAAAGAGGGCAGAAUGCCGCAAAGGUCUCGUGGGCGCAUUCGCCGUGUUGACGCGCGACUUCGCGAUGCCGAUUGCUUAUUAUACUCGGAGCAUUCGCUCAGUGACGCCAGAGAAUGCAACUUGGUAAACGCGGAUUUCGCGUCGUCCCACUUCGAAAACGCCACUCUUCCGCAUUGAUCCGUUCAAUCUCGCUCGCCUCGUCUUCUCGACGCGUUAGAUUAAAUUGCACGCGUGGAAAAGCGUUUUCCUCCUUCUCCGUCUUCUUCUUGCUUGCUCGUUCUCGCGAUUCUACGCUCGCGAUUUCUUCCACUCUCGUGGGAGACUUCGUACCCUUCGUAAACAUGAUCGACUUACGUUAUGUUGCGUGCACUCCGUCAUUCUCGGCGCCCUCAGGGCUGCGAAUUAAUCAUUUAUCGAAUGUUGCAUUCAUCGUUGUUGCAUGCACGUAGAAAGGUUACGUUUCUUUUUUCCUAAUCGCGCUUCGUUUUCUCGGUGAUCUUUAACCCGUAAAUAAUUUCGGAUAUUUAUAAUAACGAACAUGAAGAAACACGUACGUUUACACAGUGACCUACAUUUUUCAUAAUACCAGGGAUUUAAAUACUGUCAUACAAUGUUUUACACGCUUGGACAUAGCACCGCAAGGGCAUGAAUUAUUCACAUAUAGCAGAUUGUUUAUCUUCAUAUAUCGGUUGAUCGAUAGUCGUGGGAUGCCGUUGGUGCGACUAGCUCUUUUCGUAUUUGGCGAAGCUCUGGCAGGCCAACAAUAAACAAGGCCACAUGAGGGAAAGCGCUGUAAAACUUAUACCGCGAUAUUUAUGUAAGUUUACAACUGCAAUCAAGGAUUUUUGAAUUCUUUUCAAGGGCGAUGCUUCAAGAAGAAGAAGAAGAAAAAGAAUAAGAAAGAUCAAUAACUUUCGCGUUGCAAACCGAGUGUAUCCGAUUUCGUUCGUGCAAUUUCUGACCGUGAUCAGCAACAAAUUUUCUGCUGAAAUUUGUCACAUCGGUCGUUACUCCAAAUCCUUCAUUUUGUGGUCGACAACAGCCUCGGGAAACUGACGUAACCAGAUACGUAAUUAAUAGUGCGAUGGAACGCGCGCUAUUUAGGAUCCCGCUCAUUUCCAUCCGGAUCUCUCUCUUCGUUUCUCUCACUGUCGCGACGAGUUGCGCUCACUUGCGUAAUCGCCUGGUCUUGUAUAUAUAUAUACAUAUAUAAUACGUCUCUUCUCCGUCGCGAUCUAAUCCCGGGGACUCCGACGCGCGUAUAAAUACGUCGCCUCGAAAAUUCGCGCAUCUGCCAUCGCGCGUUAACGAAGCAAUCGUCGGACGCGCCUCGACUGCCUCGACUGAAUUAAAUUCGAGACAAUUUUGACUGGAUCUGGAUCGUUUAUUGAUAUUAAGCGCUUUUGUUUUGCCAUUACUCAAUGUUAAUCGAUAAAAUAGAAUUAUUAUAUAUUUCUAAUGCUUGGCAAUAUUCAUAACGUUUCUUUUCUUUUGCAUCAAACUUUUUUUGUAUUUAGGGAUACGCAAGUGCAAAAUUAUUUUACGACGCACGAUGCUAUUUGCGUGUUUUGUUAAUAAUGCAAUCUUGAUAAUUGACGCGUUUUUCUUUCGAUUGAAUGCGUACGUAGAUUAAUGGAAACGGAGAAUUGUAUACUCGCGAGACAAUCGCUAGUUGCGGGCUCGUCUCCUCAAUCACACGCUCGAGAGAAUCAAAAUUAAAAUUGAAGCGCUUAGCUCGAUACACAGGGCGAAGCAAGGUCGUCCGAUUUUCACCCGCAAUUAUCAGGGGGAGUUCUCUCUCCGGCUUCAGGUUUUCUCUCAGCAAAGAGAGAGACCGCCCCUUCUUUCAGGUUUCUUUGUAACAUCGCGCGGUUGCUUUUCCAACCCUCGGCUACACGUCGCGCGUCUGUUGGAGGCCCAUUGACUUUUUCUGGACAACGCGAAUUUAACGGGUCAACGCGUUCUUCCCCACGCUGCGCUUUGCGUCACGUAUCCAACCCUCUGUCGUUCCUCUUCAUCGGCGCCUUCGGCACUCGGCUAUCACUUUCUUUUCGUCACGCAGGAAAGACUUCAAGUCUUUGUAACAAAGUAUACCCGCUUGCGAGAAAUAAAUAAAUCAAGAACAUGCAAAUCGUGCCAUGAUCGUGGAAAAUGUAGCACAAAAUACACGUUAUGUCUCUGCUUUUAAUUCGAUCCACACACAAAUUAGAUAUAUAAAUUUCACAACGAUUAUAUAAUCUACCUUUUUCAAUUAUCGUUACUAUUUAUCAAUUAUUAUUUAAUUAGUAAUAAAUUGCAUUUGUCUCGCUUUGAUUUGUUUAUUUUUUGCGAGGUAGAAACGUCGACGGCUUUGUGCUGCAUUCCUCGCGUUUUUUCCGGAGAUUCACGCGCUGCUCGCGUUACGUGCAGCUACGCGGGAAAUAUGGACGCGAAAGGGAAAUGAUUUUAUAACGAGACUCGCACGCGUAACUAUCUCGUCGGUCGGCACACGUAAUAUCGUGUCGUUGGAGCACGAACGCCUUUUGUACUUUUAUACUACAUCAGCAUCGUUACCAGGCUAAUAGCUCGUGUAAUGGGGUUUCAUAGUGAUUAAUCGGAUCGCGGGACGACAGUCGCCGAUUUUGUGCUCGAGCUACAAAGGAAAA